AUGCCCCAAUAUCCUAAGUGUAGUUGGAAGAAGAUAACAAUUGGUUCAAAAGCACUGACAAGACAUCAAUCCAUACAGUGGUUGGCUAUGCACAAGAAGCUCACAACAGUUGAUAGAUUAAGAAAAGGGGGCAUAUCAGUAGCUACUGAUUGUGUGUUGUAUGAAAAAUCUAUUGAAGAAACAAUGGAGCACUUAUACUUUGAAUGUGAUUACUUCGGACAUCUGUGGGCAACCCUAUUAAAAUGGCUGGGGGAAACACACACCAUAGGGAGCUGGAAUGCUGAAACAGAAUGGCUAGAAAAAAGAAGUUCGAGCAGAGUUAGAGCACAACUGGUAAGGUUCCUAUAUGCAGCUGUUGUAUAUCAUGUUUGGGUAGAGAGGAAUCAAAGGAGAUUUCAAGACAAGAAGAUAACAAGCCAACAGAGGAUAAAGUUUAUUAUCUUAGAGCUUCAUACAAGAGGGCAGAAAGAAAUGAAAUGGCAAAAGGAGCUGGACAAACUGAACUAUUAUCCUAGUUAG
Nicotiana attenuata is the source of this 519-nucleotide messenger RNA. RefSeq lists its product as uncharacterized. The transcript has a single exon. The coding region runs from base 1 to 519 and encodes 172 amino acids. NCBI's taxonomy places the organism in Eukaryota, Viridiplantae, Streptophyta, Magnoliopsida, Solanales, Solanaceae. The record is from RefSeq and is a predicted model, not a curated record.